AUGCUCGAAAUUCGCGAUACCCAAUCGGGACAACUCGGAUAUUAUGAAGCUGGCAGCCGUCCCUCUCACAUAGACAAGCUGUUUCUGCCGCGGGCUUGGGCGACCGAUGGGUCAGUGCGCGCCGGGACCAAACUUUCGAACCGCACGCGCAUACUGUAUCUACUGGGUGACUUCAGUGGCGGCCGGGAGGCGCCACAAGGCUUGAGCGGCAGGGCGUUAUGA
Messenger RNA from Penicillium lagena, 222 nucleotides. RefSeq lists its product as uncharacterized. NCBI's taxonomy places the organism in Eukaryota, Fungi, Ascomycota, Eurotiomycetes, Eurotiales, Aspergillaceae. The coding region runs from base 1 to 222 and encodes 73 amino acids. The transcript has a single exon. The record is from RefSeq and is a predicted model, not a curated record.